This is a messenger RNA of Aspergillus brunneoviolaceus CBS 621.78, 970 nucleotides long. RefSeq lists its product as uncharacterized. The record is from RefSeq and is a predicted model, not a curated record. The transcript is spliced from 2 exons. Lineage: Eukaryota; Fungi; Ascomycota; Eurotiomycetes; Eurotiales; Aspergillaceae. The coding region runs from base 226 to 855 and encodes 209 amino acids.
AUGAGUGGCAGCGGGAAAUGCCAAGACUCCCAAAGAUUGGGGCGAUAGAUCGGGGGGGCGCCCACUCUCCCCAGCUCUCUCUCCCCCUGGAUAGGCAACAUCAUUCGAGAAUUCAGCAGCUCCCCUGCCGGAAUUUUGUCAGCGGCAGUGUCAUCGGGGUUUAUUGACUCAAGAGGCUGUUUCGAUUGAUAGCCAAGCCCCGAUCUGCGUUGCCUGUCUAGCCCGAUGAUGUCGUAUGUGGCUAUGAUGUGUGCCACUUUUCUGGAAGGAGGAAGGGAAAGUCUGGGUCUGCUUUGCGAGCUCCACUGCUUGGCUGAGCGACUGUCUGUCUAUAUAAGAGGGGCUGACCACCCCGUUCCUUCUGAGUUCCUCAUCAAACAAACAAACCAUCUAUCCUCUAUCCAUCUUUCACAAUGGGUCUCUUUCACCACCACAACCACCACGAAAACCCCCCUCACCACGGCGGCCCCCAGGGCGGUCCUCCUGGCCCUGGCGGUCCCGGCGGUCCUCACGGUGGUCCUCAAGGCGGUCCUCACGGCGGCCCUGGAGGCCCCGGGGGUCCUGGCGGUCCUGAACACUUCGGUGGCCCUCAAGGCGGUCCUCACGGCGGUCCCGGCGGCCCUGGUGGCCCUGGCGGUCCUGGCGGCCCUCACGGUGGUCCUCACGGCGGCCCUGGAGGCCCUGGAGGCCCUGGUGGUCCCGGCGGCCCUCACGGUCACGGUGGCCCUCAAGGCGGUCCCGGCGGACGCUGGUAAAUACGAUCUUACCUACCUCCGACCACCAUUUCACCGCGCUUCGCCAGGAGUUGAAGCUUGCUUGGACUGUACAUACGUUGUUGGAUUUGACUGUGGUUGAGCAUGUCUUGCAUCACAUACAUUUGCCAUGAUUGAAUGGCUCAAAUACCCAAUACAAUCAGAAAUCAUAAUUCGACAAGUUGCUUAAACAUCCUCCUGAUCUUGUAUUUCUCCGG